CCCGCCUGCAGGCAGCCCCGGCAGGAGAUGCGCAGCCCGGCCGGCCGGCGGCUCCGUCCCGGGCACCCCAGGGCCGAGGCUGCCGCUGCCGCUGCCGCGCUCCCGGAUCGCAGGGAGCUGCUGCUGCUGGAGGAAGCGCGGGCGAGGGAUUGGCUUUACCCGUCUGUGGACUCCCUUCUGCCGUGGGGAGCAUGAUGACGGCCAUCCUGGAGCGUAUCAGCACCUUGUCUGUCAGCGGGCAGCAGCUCCGCCGCCUCCCCAGACUCCUGGAGGAAGGCUUCCCCAAGAUGCCCUGCACCGUCGAAGAAUCCGACGUGCCCCAGCUCUUCCGGGAGCCGUACAUCCAGACCGGGUACCGCCCCAUCGGCCAGGAGUGGCGCUAUUACUUCUUCAGCCUGUUCCAGAAGCACAAUGAGGUGGUCAACGUCUGGACUCACCUGCUGGCAGCCUUGGCUGUGUUGCUGAGGUUCAAGGCCUUUGCAGAAGCGGAGGAGCUGUCCUUGGACGUCUCAUCCUGGCCUUUGUUCAUCUUUGUGCUGUCCUCCCUCACCUACCUAACCUGCAGCCUCUUGGCCCACCUACUGCAAUCCAAGUCGGAGCUGUCUCACUACACCUUCUACUUCGUGGACUACGUCGGGGUCAGCGUCUACCAAUACGGCAGCGCCCUGGCCCAUUUCUACUACAGCUCGGACCAAGCCUGGUACGACAGGUUCUGGCUCUUCUUCCUCCCUGCGGCUGCCUUCUGUGGCUGGCUCUCUUGUGCUGGCUGCUGCUACGCCAAGUACCGGUACCGGCGCCCCUAUCCCCUCAUGAGGAAGAUGUGUCAGGUGAUCCCAGCAGGGCUGGCGUUCGUCUUGGACAUCAGCCCAGUUGCACACCGGGUGGUCAUGUGCCACUUGGGGGGCUGCGAGGAGCAGGCUGCCUGGUACCACACCUUCCAGAUACUCUUCUUUCUAAUCAGUGCUUAUUUCUUUUCCUGCCCAGUCCCCGAGAAGUAUUUCCCGGGCUCCUGUGAUAUAAUCGGCCACGCCCAUCAGAUCUUCCACAUGUUCUUGGCCCUUUGCACGCUCUCGCAGCUGGAGGCCAUCUUCCUGGAUUACAAGAUCAGGCAGGAGAUUUUCCGGAGUAGACAUGGACCCCUCUCCAUCUACCUGUCCUGUGCCUCUUUCUUUGGCCUGGUGGCCUGUAGUGCCGUCACGGCUCACUUCCUGCAGUGCAGGAUCAAAGCGGGGCUGGCUAAAAGAGACUCCUGAGAGGCCAUUGCAAAGACUAGAGAGACACUGACUGGCUGGUACCAAUUCAGUGGAAACCAGCGGUGGAUCAUUUAUAGAGAUAUAACAAAUUGGUUUGUUUGCAUAACAGUUUGUCUAAUUGAUAACUGAGGGAUGGGUCGCAGGCUGGAGUCGCUCUAUGAGAGCCCUUCUGUCUAAAGUGUUUUUACUUGAGUGGCUGCCCCUUGCAAAGCAGGGUGUUUUUUUAAGCCCGAUUGGGGCACUUAACCAAGGAUGCUUGGAUUAGGCGGAGGUUUCUAGUUUGUUCCCCGCUAGUAAAUCUGCAGGGAAUAUUACAUUGAAUAUCAGGAAAACCUGAGGGUCAUUAAACUGUAAAGCAGUCUCCUAGGGGAAGCACAUGGCUAGAGUAAUUUAAGACUUUACAAAGCACAGGAGACUGUGCAGUGUGGAUCAGUCCUGCAGCGGCAGGGAACAUAGACAAGAUGACCUACUAGGUCUUUUCCAUCUCUGCUAUACCAGGGCUUGAUCCUGCUCCCAUUUAAGUCAAUAGCAAAAUUUCAGCAGGAGCAGGAUUGGGCCAUAUGAGUCUAAAUUUUCAGGGUGUAGCUGCAGAGGUCUGGGUGGCCCAGUACUAUGUAACGUACAGCUGCACAAGCCCUUUAUAUAUCUCCAAGUUAGAUUCUUGUGACUCGUGUUCUCUCAGCUCUUCCUUCCAGAAAUAAAUCAUGCCAGGUUCUUAGGAUAACUUUGCCAAAUCUUUGUUGUGGAGAUGGGUCUGGACCAAAACUCUAGAUCCAUCUAUCCCCAGACUUUGGGGAUUUUCCAGACCAGAUCAGAACUUCGUGCGUCGGGCCCCUCUCUGCUUCACUCUCUGACUCUGACCCAGGUUUUCUUCCGGGAAACACCUGACCCAGUGAUGAUGUGAGUGAAAUUCCCGCUUCUGUCACUGGGAGAUUUCACCAUGGGUGUUUAUAGAAAUUCAGUACCAGGGCUGCUCAUGAAAAUUUAAAACAACGAGGUGGUCUCUCUCAGGGGUUGGUAAUGGGAUAUGGAGCCUUUCCCUAGUACAUCUGUUGUUUGAAUCCAGCCUGGGUCGGCAGUGAUGCUGGUGACUGUUUGGUGGCUUGUAUCAAAUGAGUUUGCGCUCGUAGCUCAGUUACUGGUGGAGCAAAGAGAACAAAGAGCAGUGCUCUUUGAUGGGGCAUUUUGGAGAAGCUGGCAUUUGCUAUAGCCUGUGUUGUACUUAUGAGGGUAAACAGAGAUCUUCAAGGUUGGGAGUCUGCCACCUUUCAUCAAUGCUAAAUAACAUUAGAGAUUAAAACGUAAUCGCUGGAGAAAAAACUGUGUGUGUUGGGGGGGAAGCAAAAUGUACACUCGUUCUCCCUUCGAUGAUCCCGCCUGGUGUCCCCUAAUGUCUGUUGUACUCAGAGCAAAAUUCUUCUUCCAUUUGCACUGCAGAUUUCUGUUGAAUAUUCGACUCCGACUGAUGCCAGUGGAGUGGACGUACCAUAAGGAACAAUCCCACCCUGGCAGAGGAAUGGACGGAUGGUGUAAUAGGCCUUUGCCCUCUGCUGCGGGAGCGAGCUGGCAGCGGAUCAUAUGGAUCUAGGGCAGUGCGUAACCCUGACACUGUAGUAUAGCCCUCCUGUAAUAUGGAAAUGAAGGUAGCAGACAGUUGCAUAUUUCAUGCUGAUGGUUAUGGAUCAGUCCCUUUUACCGUCCCAAAUGAAUUACAAAGGUUUGGGUUGCUUAGAAUGAAUCCACCAACUGGAUAAGUCUCUUCUUCGUCUAGUUGAGUGGGAAGUAGGCGACUGGAGGCCAGGAGCCGGAUCUCCAGCUGGUGUGAAUUGGAAUGACUGCACUGAAGUCAAUGGCGCUUACGUCAGCUGUCCAGGAGGCUCCGACUAAGUACAGUCCUCACAGGCCUAACUGGUAAGCACAUGUCUUGUCCAUUCUGUCCUCUCCCAGUGUUAAAUCCCAGUUCCCUUGUAGUAGAUUAUACCACUGCACCACCCAUGUGUCCUGUGCAAUAUCUUCACACCCAACUGGUCUGGUCAUCCCCUGGUGUAAAUCCCCAUUGACUUCAGUGGAGCAACGCCGAUUUACUCCAGCAGAGGAUCUGGCCUAUCAAAUCCAAGCAAAACUGGAUUAUUUGAGUGAGUUGAAACUGACCUUGGAAGUGAGUCUUAGAGAUGUGACCAAAGGAGCUUUAGUGUUUGGUCUGGUUUGGGGGAUUUUUGAACUCUUUUUUGUGUGUGUUACAACUCCCAGAAGGGCUCUGUUUUGCUUUGAUGUUAGCAAACUCUUUUGCAGGGGUGAAGGUCAGUCAGGGAGGGAAAUGGUUGGCUGGUGGAGGGGAGCAGUAGACAAUGGCAGCUGCGGAUGCCUGGAUUCUUUGAAAACCAAGCCACUAAUUUAGGUGCCUUUCUGUGGAUAAGUGCCUACAUCUGGGCACCCUAAUCUGAAACUACUGGCCUUAAUGACAAGUUAAAUACCUUUAUGGAGGUCGGGGGGAGGGGAUUGGCUCAAGGGGGAUUAUGCUAAUAGGAUACAGAGGCUGUGAACUGUGCGUUCCUGAUUCAAAUUCAGCCCAGGUUGCUAACGAUACAAAUAUGUUUUUAUGAGAGAGCUGCUCGGGGGCCUUUGUAAAAUUACUUGUUGGUCUCUUGUCAGUUUUGGGGAAGAGUCCAUCAGAGCGGAUUUUCUUCUUUUGCCUUGUUUACACUCUAAAGUUGAACCACUGUAAUUGCAUUGGGUUAAAGCAGUACAAGCCCUCUAGUGUGGAUGCAAUUAUAGAGGUGUGAAUGUGUUUCUGUAUAGGAAUGGGAAUAAAGUAUUCUGGUAUAAGCAUCUUUGUACAAUGUAACUGUAUCUACGCUGGAAGUUGUACUGGUAUAACCAUAACAUCCCUACCCUAAAUACUUCGUUAUGCUGGUACGAAAUCUUUGUGUAGCCCAAGCGUUAGCUCCUCCAAAGGAUUUAAACUAGGCUGCACACUGUGUCCCACAGAGGAAGAUACACACCAACCCAUGCCAUCUCCGUGCAAGUGUUUGCAAACCACAGAGGACAAGAAUGUGCAUCGCUCUCAAUGGAAGGACUGAGCCUGAUGCUUUCCGUGACCCUAUAUCGCCACCUACUGGUGUCACAAAGCAACUUAUUUUUUCCUGUUACCUUUCCUCCCAGGUUGUUUUUUUUCAGUGUCCCUAUGUUAACUCUCAGCCUGAGCGGUUACCCCCAUUCACCCCUGCAAAUGAGACCAGUAACUGACCUCCUGGGGGAAUGAUGGGGCUGACUUUGCAGGGAAAUACUGACCAACGCUGCUUUUCAGAUAACGUCCUAAGGACACGGGGUGCUUCGUCAACACUGGAGUUAGUGCCAUCUCUGCCGUCCUCCUCCCAGUGAGAGACCCAGUCUUGUCAAACCCUCCCUCUUCCCAAGUUGUCUUGUACUCGUGCCUUACACAGCUGGCUGGAGAUUGCUUAUGCGGACCUUGUAUGUGUGCACUCCUGGGCUGGCUAGAACCAGCAAGCCGCUGACGGUGCUACGCUAAACCCAAUGGAGUCAUCGAGAGUCUUGCCUUCGACUUCACUGUGGGUUGUCCCUAAGAGGACGUAAAUGCCGUCAUGUUCGGCUGUCAGCCUGUUACUCCUGUCACAGCUCCCACGCGGCCACUUGCAACUGGUCUUUCUCCUGCUCCUAGAGUCCUUUGCACUGGGUCUAGGGCCCCGCACAAGAGGCUCAGCCAGAACUGAUGCAGUGGUUCGUAGGGCAUCUGAUGAUGACCUGGGUGCAAGAGGUUGAGUACGUCAGCUUCAGCAGGUUGGCCAUGGGAAACGGGGUCACAAACCUCCUUGGGGGACAUGACCCUCAGGUGGAGACCAAGGGCCAAAUCUUGAACAGGUGUGGAUCAGUGUUUCUCAUUGGAACUAGGUUGAUUAACACCAGCUGAGGAUCUGGUCCAGCGUGUAUUACGCUGCUCACUCUUCGGACUUACUCACUGGGAAUAAGCAGGUUAGAAGCAACACUUUGCCAUCUGCAGCCUCAUGAUUACACUUACUGGUUGAUUUUUUUACCAGGAGAGCUGCUUUGGUAUUGAGGGUGAAGGCAGAGGGGGUCAGUUAACCAUGAAUUUACUUUGAGUGCUUCAUGUAGCAGAACAGGGGUGCAUGCUUCAGGCUACACGUGUGCCUUGGUAUUUACAUCUCGUGCUGGCUGGCUUUUAAAAGCAUUGCUUCCUACUAAACAUGAGUAGUGAGUUUUGCAUCUUUUUCUUUGGGAGCGCGGGAGGGGUGUGAGUAUUAUGCACCAACCAUCCCCCAACUUUCUAUUGUUGAGACCACUGAAAACUUUGUACUGUAUUGACAGCUGUUCAAAAUCCUCAGUAAUAAAAUCUAUAAAAGCAAGACGAAGGGGUGCAACGUGAAACGUGUAACUCCACCAACAAAAGGAGGAAUGUGAUGGUCAUGGCUGUAAGUUGUUCAGCAGAAAGUUUGGCCUUAAACAGUUGAUAAUAAAUAAUAAUAAUCAUAA
Molecule: messenger RNA, 5762 nt
Organism: Mauremys reevesii (Reeves's turtle)
Lineage: Eukaryota; Metazoa; Chordata; Testudines; Geoemydidae
Gene: PAQR8
Product: progestin and adipoQ receptor family member 8
Exons: 2
Coding region: 192-1253 (353 amino acids)
Biological process (GO): response to steroid hormone
Cellular component (GO): plasma membrane
Molecular function (GO): nuclear steroid receptor activity; steroid binding
Source: RefSeq, a predicted model, not a curated record